AUGAGCGCGGCGGUGCCCGGCAGGAGCUCCCGGCCGGCGGGGGUGGCGGCUCCCGGGCGGGGGGCGACGGCGACGGCGCAGCAGAAGCAGCAGCCGCCCCAACCGGCGGCGCCCGCGCCCUCCUCCUCCUCCUCCUCGGCGUCGGAGAGCCGGGCGGUGCCGGAGGUGCUGGUGGACCCUCGGAGCCGGCGCUGCUACAGCCUGGGCCGCUUCCUGGGCAAGGGCGGCUUCGCCAAGUGCUACGAGAUCACGGAGGCGGAGAGCCGCGAGGCCUUCGCCUGCAAGGUGGUGCCCAAGGCGCUGCUGCUGAAGGCGCCGCAGAAGGAGAAGAUGACCAUGGAGAUCGCCAUCCACCGCAGCCUCCAGCACCGCCACGUGGUGGCCUUCCAGGGCUUCUUCGAGGACAGCCACUUCGUCUUCGUGGUGCUCGAGCUCUGCCGCCGGCGGUCCCUUUUGGAGUUGCACAAGCGUCGGAAAGCCCUGACGGAGCCUGAGGCCCGUUACUACCUGCGCCAGAUCAUCCUGGGCUGCCAGUACCUGCACAGCAACCGCGUCAUCCAUCGCGAUCUCAAACUGGGCAACCUGUUUCUGAACGAUGACAUGGAGGUGAAGAUCGGUGACUUCGGCCUGGCCACCAGGGUGGAAUACGACGGGGAGCGGAAGAAGACCCUGUGUGGGACGCCAAACUACAUUGCCCCCGAAGUGCUGUGCAAGAAAGGGCACAGCUUUGAAGUGGACAUCUGGUCCAUCGGCUGCAUCAUGUACACCCUCCUGGUUGGGAAGCCACCCUUUGAAACCUCCUGCUUGAAAGAAACGUACAUUCGGAUUAAGAACAAUGCAUACACGAUUCCUACGCCUCAGGUGCCUGGGACCCUCAAUGAAUCGUGGCUCUCCACCUGCCCCCAAGUCUUCCUCCUGUGGCUGUGGGAGCUGCACUCCUAA
Messenger RNA from Notechis scutatus (mainland tiger snake), 942 nucleotides. The record is from RefSeq and is a predicted model, not a curated record. Lineage: Eukaryota; Metazoa; Chordata; Lepidosauria; Squamata; Elapidae.